Messenger RNA from Rubroshorea leprosula, 545 nucleotides. The record is from the annotation of a GenBank genome assembly. NCBI's taxonomy places the organism in Eukaryota, Viridiplantae, Streptophyta, Magnoliopsida, Malvales, Dipterocarpaceae.
AGAUAUCCUAACUAUGUCUGCAAGCUCAAUAAAUCCAUCUAUGGGCUCAAACAAGCCCUGAGAGCAUGGUUUGAUACUUUCACCUUGCAUCUUUUGAAAAUGGGUUUUAAGUGUAGCCAAGUAGACUCCUCUCUGUUUAUACUUCAUACCAACCAAGGCACUGCUUUACUUCUCCUCUAUGUUGAUGACAUUGUCAUUAUUUCAAGUUCAACAAGGCUUCUACAACAAAUCAUUGAUCAUCUUAGUGGAGAAUUUGCACUCAAAGACCUUGGCACUCUUAACUAUUUUCUUGGAAUACAGGUCACCACAUUUGAUGGAGGCAUCUUCCUAUCACAAGGAAAGUACACCAAUGAUCUUUUUAGCCGGACAUCAAUGCUUGAGGCUUCCACAAUUACAACUCCAUUGGCUAUCAAAGAAAAUCCUACUUCAAGAGACACGAAACCGGUUGAUGCAAAAGAAUACAAGAAAAUUGUUGGUGCUCUCCAAUAUUUGACUAUCACUUGAAUUGAUAUGUGCUAUGCUAUGAAUAAAGUAUGCCAAUUUAU